Molecule: messenger RNA, 1182 nt
Organism: Schizosaccharomyces octosporus yFS286
Lineage: Eukaryota; Fungi; Ascomycota; Schizosaccharomycetes; Schizosaccharomycetales; Schizosaccharomycetaceae
Product: NAD/NADH kinase
Exons: 6
Coding region: 1-1182 (393 amino acids)
Biological process (GO): NADP+ biosynthetic process; NAD+ metabolic process
Molecular function (GO): NAD+ kinase activity
Source: RefSeq, a predicted model, not a curated record
AUGGAGACUUACGAUGAUUCAUGUUUGCCGACGAAUCCCACUACAGAAAAUGACUAUCAUGGGAGCUUUCCGUAUUGUUCUGUACAUGCCCAAAUUUUUGGCAGUGUGUCAGACAGUAUGAUCAUGCGGAAAAAGGCACCUGCAAACGAACAAGAAGCUUUACGAGAUGUGGUUUGGGAGACUCGGACGAUUAACAAAAAACUUCAUGUUACGCCGAUUCAUCCAAACAUUACGUCCAUACUGAUCGUUUCCAAGCCUGGAGAUGAAGAAGUUGACGAGAAAGUACGAGAACUUAUAGACUGGCUACUGUCUUUGGAAAAUGUUGUUAUAUUUAUUCAAAAAAGCAUGGAAUCUUUGUUUCAAAAACACGAGAGAAUUCAAUACUGGACCACUUUAUUAUGUACCAAGCAUUCACAGUUGUUUGAUUUGGUUUUGGCAUUGGGAGGAGAUGGAACCGUUCUCUAUACAAGCCGAUUGUUUCAAAGGACAGUUCCUCCAAUCAUGCCUUUUGCCAUGGGUACUCUGGGAUUUUUAACACACUUUGAUAUCAAUAACUACAAAGACUCCAUUUCAGAAAUUUGCAAGGAAAUGUACAUUCAUCUGAGAACUCGCUUCGAAUGUCGUGUUAUGAAAAAACGAGACAGGAGCAAGCUUAUAAGUAUUGAUCGUCAUCUGUCACAGUCUUUGCGUGAAACAGACACUGAUACACACGACUUUACGAAUUCCUUGGUUGUUUUGAAUGAAGUCGUUAUUGACAGAGGCCCUAAUACUGCAAUGAGUGAUUUAAUGCUCUAUGUUGAUUCCAAGUAUCUGACGACUGUUAAAGCUGAUGGACUCUGUGUAUCAACACCAACAGGAUCGACUGCCUAUUCGCUGGCUGCUGGUGGUUCGCUUUGUCAUCCUGAUAUUUCUGUCAUGAUUGUCAGUCCAAUUUGUGCUCAUUCGCUGAGCUUGCGGCCUAUUCAUGUACCUGAUUCAAUGGCUCUUCAUGUUGUUGUUCCGCAAGAUGCUUCUCAAAGCAGCUGGAUUUCUUUCGACGGUAGAAAUCGAACUGAACUAUUACCAGGAGAUUAUUUGACCGUUCGUAUUUCACGAUAUCCUUUCCCAACCGUGCAUUCUUCAGAAGAUGAUGCCGAUUGGUUUGAAAGUAUUAAACGAACUCUAAUGUGGAAUCAGAAUUGA